UGCACUCGGUGAUUGGCCAGUAGAUGGCUCCCGUGGUAACUAACAGCGGACUUGUACUUGGCCAGCGCCGAGACCAAUGCCAGCCCGCCAACAGUAACUUGGAAGAGGGCACCUAGGUGAGGAGUUGCGAUUCACUACGCAGGUGCAUUCGCUCAUCGCUGACUGAAAUAUGUACUUGAACUCUGCACCUUUCUCCUUUGCAAACGCCCUCUUAGCAACGGUCACCAUGGAGACGGUGGGAGACGCCCCCCCAUGGAUUGGCUGAGCCCAGCCUCGCUGGGCGCCCAUUGGCUGGAGGGUCGCUCCGGGGCCAGGUCUUGGGAAUCGCUACCGGAGAAGUUAUCCCAGAAUCCAGGUGUGAGUGUUUGUGGUAAGAAAAAGAAGAGAUGAUCAGCCCAAAAUCGAGCCAAUCCCUGGGAGUCAAGGUACACUCCAAGCAUGAACAGCUCUCUGAACCACAAGGGAAACUGGAGAAGUAUCUUGGUUCAUUGGUGGGAUCGGCCAUGCAGACGAGAAUAGGUGUGCGGACCGACACAACGGCUUCGGCCCCGGGAGAAGCAGAUGAAGAUCCUGCAGUUAACUUGUUUCCGCCGCCACUACCCCAGCCCCGGAUCUGCAUGUGGAAAUACCUGGACAUCCAUACCAUGCACCGGCUAGAGAAGACUACCAGCGUUGAGGAGAUGAGGGAGGUACUGGCUGAGCUGUUGGGAAUUGGCUGGCCUGAGCAAAGCUUGCGGGAUGCCAUCAUCCUGGACCUCUUCUCCCAUGCCCUCAUCUUCUGCCAACAGCAGGGCUUCUCCCUGGAACAGACAUCCGCAGCUUGUGCCUUGCUCCAGGAUCUUCACAAGGCCUGUAUUGCAACCCCCCUGGGCAAUGUGGAAGAAUGCUACCGCCACUUUAUCACUGCUCUUUUUUGCCACGGAGUCAGGCGUCCCCCCUUCAGCAUUGACCUCUUUAAGGAAGAACAGCUGCUGGCCCUGGCUGACUAUGUAGUCAACACCUACUUCCGACACUUCAAACUCUACAAAUAUGUGUUCACACCGCAGGUGCAGCUGGAUCUGUCUUUGACUUACAUAGGGCUACAGCCACCCAUGCCCUGGCCAGAGGAGAAAGAAGGCCAGGAAGCAGAGGAGCAGACAGCCACCCAACUAGAGGAAGAACCAGAAGCAGUGGUGCAGCCAGAGCAAAAGCCAAGCCACACCUGUGUCCUCCGAACCUACAUCAAGACCCAAGUGAAUAAGGAGCUCGGGCAGCUCCAGCAGUUGGUGGAAGAUCAGCUCAAGGCCAGUGAGGAAAGGCUCAGCAACAAGUUGAGUGCACUAGAGCGGCCUGCCCAGGGGCCUCCUGGCAAAGGCAAGAACAAGACAAAGUGAUGCCCAGCAAUUGCCCCAAUAAAGGCAGAGCUGGCAUGU
Molecule: messenger RNA, 1412 nt
Organism: Octodon degus (degu)
Lineage: Eukaryota; Metazoa; Chordata; Mammalia; Rodentia; Octodontidae
Gene: Cfap119
Product: coiled-coil domain containing 189
Exons: 9
Coding region: 387-1373 (328 amino acids)
Source: RefSeq, a predicted model, not a curated record